GGAAAAUGAAACUUUGACUCAGUUUAACUUUCUAUAUACACUCUAUACUCUGUUUCACUUUCUAUAUACAUGCCAGACGACUACACCUGCAUCUUUCACUCUUCACAAACCAUCAUUUCCUCCUUUCAAUGCCCUUCUGAUUAUGCUUGACAUUCAAAGAAAUGGUGAUUUUGGCUCUGAAUCGAAAGAAUUUAACUUCUGGGAUGAUCAGAGAGUCGAAAAGUAUGAUAAGGAUGCUGAUUCUGGGAGUUCUGGUCUAGAGUUUCAGACUAAAACGAGUGAUUCUGAUGCCUACUCUCCGACAUUCUGGGCUACUAGUACUAGACAUGAGGCUACCAAUUUGUUGCAACAGCAUUCCCAGUACAGUGUUAGAAGCCCGACAUCUAGGCUACAGGUUAUGGUAGAUGAUCGGAGGGUGAUCACGAAUAUGGUCCAGAACAUGCCUGAGUCGUCAUUUGAACUAUCUUUAAGGGAUAUAGUAGAUGAUCGGACAAAUAUGAAUGCAGGUGAGAAGAAGAUUGAGAAGAAGAAGUGUGUGGAGAGGACUAAGAUGGUGCGCAGUCAGAGCAUGGAUAGUGGAGUUUUUCUGUUAAAGAUGUUUCUCCCAGCAUGUCUGAGCGCAAAGAAGAAAUCAACAUCAGGAAUUUGCUCCAGGGCUUCUCCAGGGCCAUCGUUUGAUGGAUCCAAGAAGCCAGUGGAAAAGGAGUGGUGGAGCAUGAUGUUUCUUGUUUCACGAAGGAAGAUUAACAAUUGUAGCAGUAAUAGUAGCAGCCGCAGCAGUGGAAGCAUUCAUAACAGGAAUGGAAAUAGCUACAUUACACCAGCUUACGUAUCAUCUAAUCAUUUAAGCAAAUCAAGAAGACACAUAUGGAGCAUUUGUUGAACAAGACUCUUAAUGUCAUAAUGUGUAGCAAGUAUUUCUGCUCCACGGCAGUUUCUACCAAAAUCAAUGGCCCCAGAACCUAUUUCACGUCACAUUUUGUGACAUGGAUCUUGUGAUUGAUUGUAUCUUAUGUAAUGCUAUUAAGAUAUCUUUAGUACAA
Molecule: messenger RNA, 1043 nt
Organism: Daucus carota subsp. sativus
Lineage: Eukaryota; Viridiplantae; Streptophyta; Magnoliopsida; Apiales; Apiaceae
Exons: 2
Coding region: 143-883 (246 amino acids)
Source: RefSeq, a predicted model, not a curated record